UAAACAUUUUUAUACAUAUUAAAACAAUCGUUGGAAUACACUUACACAAGCCAUGGCCGAAAAUAUUCCACCCAAUAACAGUAAAUUGACACAGUACAAAGUAGCUGCCAUGCAACCACCACCUUUCAAUAUUGCGGCAGAUUUGCGUACAGAAGCAAACCACCACCAUCCCAUACCUUUGGCAGAGGCAACAAUGGCACCGGAAAUUGGGGUGAAUCGUGAGAUUCUCCCUCAACAUCAGCAACAAAGAAAGGAAGCAGAGUUCGAAGAAAACAUCAAGGAAGAAAUUAAGAGAGAGGAAGAUUACGAUGAAUUGGCAGAUCCUAAUGAUCUAGCAGGUUAUCAAAAAAUUAGUAAAAUUGGCGAAGGCACAUACGGUGUUGUAUUCAAGGCACGACAAAAAGAGACAAACAAACUGGUAGCAUUAAAGAAGAUUCGACUGAAUUUGCAGGAAGGUGUGCCUACUACAACAAUAAGAGAAGUAGCCAUUCUGAAGGAAGUAGAUCAUGAUAACAUUGUCAAGUUAAUUGAUAUGAUUCAAAAAGAUGCUACAAUUUACUUGGUGUUUAAUUUUUCUGAAAUGGAUUUACGUCGAUAUAUGGAUCAUGUGAGAAGACCGGGAUUGACGGCUGGACAUAUAAAAAGUUUCAUGCACCAAUUAUUAAGGGGCUUACACUAUUGUCAUUCACAUCGAAUUCUACACAGAGAUUUGAAGCCACAAAAUUUGUUAAUUGAUCGCCACGGAGUGUUAACCAUUGCGGAUCUAGGACUUUCCAGAGCCUUUGGGGUGCCUAUGCGACCUUACACUCAUCAAGUCAUCACACUAUGGUACAGAGCUCCGGAAAUUUUGUUAGGUAGUGAGCAUUAUUCCACUGCUGUAGACAUGUGGAGUGUCGGUUGUAUCAUGGCCGAAAUGAUGACACUCUCUCCCAUAUUUCCAGGCGAUUCACAAAUCGACCAACUCUUUAGAAUUUUUCAACAUUUGGGCACACCUACAAAAGAAAUGUGGCCUGGUGUUGAACACCUACCUGACUACAAUAUGCAGUUUCCACCGUGGAAAGGAAGAAACCUAAAGAAAGUGUUCGAAAAAAAGUAUCCAAAAACCUAUCUAGAAUUACCAGAUACCGCUUAUGAUUUACUAAGUGAACUUUUGACGUAUGAUCCUGUCACUCGGAUCACAGCACUAAAAGCCGAAGAUCAUUUCUACUUUUAUGACGAUAUUACUAUGCUAGACUGUUAAUUUGAUUUUUUCUUUCUUUUUUUUUUUUUUAGUUUUUUUUUAUUGGGACAUAAUAAAACCAAAACCAUAGAACAC
Messenger RNA from Mucor mucedo, 1315 nucleotides. RefSeq names its product kinase-like domain-containing protein. Gene Ontology annotation, molecular function: cyclin-dependent protein serine/threonine kinase activity; ATP binding; cyclin binding. Gene Ontology annotation, cellular component: cyclin-dependent protein kinase holoenzyme complex; cytoplasm; nucleus. The transcript is spliced from 6 exons. Bases 53 to 1240 code for a protein of 395 amino acids. NCBI's taxonomy places the organism in Eukaryota, Fungi, Mucoromycota, Mucoromycetes, Mucorales, Mucoraceae. The record is from RefSeq and is a predicted model, not a curated record. Gene Ontology annotation, biological process: protein phosphorylation; signal transduction; G1/S transition of mitotic cell cycle.